Egretta garzetta (little egret) is the source of this 3971-nucleotide messenger RNA. It is a transcript of the gene PDK1, whose product is annotated as pyruvate dehydrogenase kinase 1. Gene Ontology annotation, biological process: protein phosphorylation; regulation of glucose metabolic process. The transcript is spliced from 11 exons. Lineage: Eukaryota; Metazoa; Chordata; Aves; Pelecaniformes; Ardeidae. Gene Ontology annotation, cellular component: mitochondrion. The coding region runs from base 379 to 1536 and encodes 385 amino acids. Gene Ontology annotation, molecular function: pyruvate dehydrogenase (acetyl-transferring) kinase activity. The record is from RefSeq and is a predicted model, not a curated record.
GCUUUUGUUCCUCUAGGUUUCGAUCUAGCAUAUACACCAGUCGUAUCUUGGGUGAUAAGCACACAGUAUUUUCUGUAGGAGUCUUACCCAUUCUUUGCCUAGAUAGACCAUAGCUGCACAGGGAAACAAAGCCAUUUGCCCAUUCACUGAAGUCUUGCUUACCCUAAGCUGUCUUCCAUAUUUGACCCAGGAUUGCAAAGAUAUGGCCUCCAGAUAGAAAACUAAUUUGUGGACUGUCAUUUGCUGAGUAUAUGAGGCAUUUGAAGAUUACCUUUACAUUCUAAGACCUUCAAUCUGACUUGUUUGUGGAAUUUUACCUGAGAAAAGGGAAAGGCCAGUAACAGUCAUGCCCGAAAUGCAAUCUGACUAGGGAGAAGAAUGAAAGGUUUCUGGGCAGAGGUCAUAUGUAGACAACGUGUUAAUACUGGAUCUGAAAAUGCUUGUGAAAAGACUUCAUUUAUGUUUCUACGACAAGAGUUGCCUGUGAGAUUGGCAAACAUAAUGAAGGAAAUAAGCCUGCUUCCAGACAACCUCCUAAGAACACCUUCAGUUCAGCUGGUGCAGAGCUGGUAUGUCCAAAGUCUUCAGGAGAUCCUUGACUUUAAGGACAGAAGUUCUGAAGAUUCAGGGGCUAUUCAUAGUUUUACAGAUACUGUGAUAAAAAUCCGGAAUCGACACAAUGAUGUAAUUCCUACAAUGGCUCAAGGAGUAAUAGAGUACAAGGAAAGCUUUGGCAUUGAUCCAGUGACCUCACAGAACGUGCAGUAUUUUUUAGACCGUUUCUACAUGAGUCGCAUUUCAAUUAGAAUGCUUCUUAAUCAACACUCUUUACUGUUUGGUGGGAAAAUUAAUCCAGCUCAUCCAAAACACAUUGGAAGCAUUGAUCCUAGCUGCAAUGUUGUUGAAGUUGUUAGAGAUGGCUAUGAAAGUGCCAAGAGACUUUGUGAUUUAUAUUACAUGAGCUCUCCAGAACUCAUCCUUGAAGAGUUGAAUGCUAAAUCACCAGGACAGCCCAUGCAAGUGGUCUAUGUACCAUCACAUCUUUAUCACAUGGUUUUCGAACUUUUCAAGAAUGCAAUGAGAGCCACCAUGGAACAUAAUGCUGAUCGAUGCAUUUAUCCUCCAAUUCAUGUACACGUCACGUUGGGAAAUGAGGAUUUAACUGUGAAGAUGAGUGAUCGUGGUGGAGGUGUUCCUACAAGGAAAAUUGACAGACUGUUCAACUACAUGUAUUCAACAGCACCACGUCCACGUGUUGAGACAUCACGAGCUACACCUUUGGCUGGAUUUGGUUAUGGCUUACCCAUAUCACGUCUGUAUGCACAGUACUUCCAAGGAGACUUGAAACUGUAUUCCUUAGAAGGCUAUGGAACAGAUGCAGUUAUUUACAUAAAGGCCUUAUCAACAGAAUCCAUUGAAAGACUCCCUGUAUAUAACAAAGCAGCCUGGAAACAUUAUAAAGCAAACCAUGAAGCAGAUGACUGGUGCGUGCCAAGCAGUGAGCCAAAGGACAUGACCACUUUUCGCAGUAUAUAGCUUUUUCCUCAACAGUUCAUAAGAAGUAGGUAUGUCUGUAAAGGGAAUUUAAAAGACCUGAUUUACACCAAGAUGCUGAGCCACAUUUGAUAUGUGAAACUAAUUUUAAGUGGAGUAACAGAAGUUUAAUUUUUUUUUCUUUAAUUCCAGAAAAGAGUAAAGCCAAGAAAAAACCCAAACCUGUACAUACUUUUAAACUUUAAGAGAGAAGGUCACACUUUAUUUGUUCCACUUUCUAUUUAUGACUACUUUCAGUAGCCAAGUCAAGGGAGCAAUAAUUUGGGGUUUUAUAGGGACCAAGGCAAUCUAUAUCACAUCUGGUGAGAAAUGUAUUAAUUCAUAUAAUUACAAAACUGUUUUAAUAGAAGAACUAUUGAAAAAGCUCACCAGACCAUUUUUCCAUUAUACAAUAUUACAGAUUAAUUAAAAACUCAUGUAAGAAAUAUUGAGGAGCUCAUUGCUAUACCUUUGCACCCAUAUGGCACUUUCUAUUCUUUUAUCUUAAGCAUGCUGAAGCUUAAUUUUGGGAAGUUGGAUAUGUUGCCUACAUUAUGGUUUUUUGCAGCUGUAGAAAUCACACUUAGGUUUGUAGCAAUUAAAAAAAAAUCAGUUCUAGCUGCUACCAUUGGUAUAAUGUAUCUCAGGUAUGUGGUAUAAGUCGUAUUUCUUUGGUUGUAAUGUGAAUAUUUAAUACAUGUGAAAAACUUACCUUGCCAUGAUCAUUGUGAAUUAGGAAGUAGUGUUGGCUUGUGUAUAGUAAAGAUAUGCAUAGAUUUCUGUAGGCAGUACCAAAACGGAGUAUCAAUGUUCUAGCCCUAGUAAGAUCUCAGACUCUGUUAUGUCAGGUUACAGCUGUAAAUGGAAACUAUUUUAAGAAACAGAUUUUUAAAAUUUGCCCUUAAUAGGGCAUCUCUGUUACUCUGACAGUAGAAACUACCUUCUCAGGACUAUUUAAGAAAAAGUGGAAUUAAUGUUUUUUGAAAAUACCUUUGUAUUUGUGAUCUGCUUCUGGCCUCAUGUAUGUAGUAACUGGAAGUCACACUAUAACGUAAAUAUGGUAAGCAGAAUGUGUUUAUCAGUCAAAGGCAAACUGUCAAAACAUACUGGGGAAGAUAGAGAAGGGAAUGAGUGCUACAUUUCAGGUACAAAGUCCUUCUUUUAAUAAAGGAUUAAACUUCUUUUAAUGCCUAUUGUGCCAGCUUUGUUCAAAUUAUACACAUUUAUAUUGUAUCUCUAUCCCUGUCACAACUGAACAUAUUAGGAGUGACGCAGUUAAAGACACUGAGAACUAAUCUUUUUCUCAGUUAAUUCAUUGCAUGUAAUUUGUGAUUUUUUUUUCUGCAGCAGACAUACAUAAUCCCUCUCUGAAAGAAUAAGCCUAAAUUUUGCUAGUUUACUAGCUCUGCACAGAGGAGAAGUUGAGAUACUACAGGUGAAGGGAAUAGGUGGUAUGCUAGAAAUUGAAGUCAUGCUAUUCUAGUUGUAGCUAAACCAGAUUAAAGAUUAUCACCUGCUACCUCCCCAGGCUAGUUCUGCAAAACAAUAGAAUGGUUUUAUACCCUGGUCAAGCUAGCACAGUCACUUUAACAGGAAUGAUUUACAGAAUGGGCUAUAUACACAGUUGAGCUGUCACUCUGAGGGAUUAUUCUCGCUUAAUUGCCACCAGACCAGUACAGUUACCUGCUCCACUCAAGUUUGUGGGCACUUUGAGAGGUCCCUAUUUUUCUUCUUUACGAGGAUGUGAGGUGGUGGCUUGCAUAUCUUUCAAUCUGCAUGGCUACAAGUGAGGAGAAGCUAUAGCUGUUCUCUUCUUCAACCCUGCAAGAGGAUGUAUAUGAGAAAUUCCACAUAUUGUAAAAUGGGGCCUGUAAAACAGUUAGAGGGAAUGCUUGCAGCUAUUGCUUUUGCUAAACUAAAGCUGAAAGUUACAGCAAGGGAUUUUAAAAACUCAACUCUGAGGCUGAACGUUCUAGCUUUUACACUAAGUUUUAAAUGUUUAACUUAAUUGAAGUUAUUUUAGUAAUAUCUGUGAACUAAAAGAGAUGUUUCUGAAGAAAAGCUAACAAUUUGUUUUCUAGAAAGUCUAUUCAAAUAUUUCAUACAGUAUUAUUGAAAUAAAACAUCUUUCAUGCUCUUGGCUAGCUACUGAUUGAAUUCUGAUUAUUAGAACGACUUGCUGUGUAGUUAUCUUUGUAUGUAUUCUCCUCACCCGCCACCCUGAACGAUUGUGGUGAACACACAAAUGCAUUAAUAUUUUGGUUUACAAUACUUAAAAGUUUGAUUACCUUUGAUUUAAAUAGAAGUUCAGAAGAUAAUUUUUGUGUUUAAUAUUUUCUUUACUGUACUCAAGUCAUUGCUAGCACACUGGUUAAGUUGAAGUGAAUCACUGUAGAAAAUCAGUAUACUAGCUCAACUAUCAAAAUGCUGAGAUUAAU